Messenger RNA from Candoia aspera, 4340 nucleotides. RefSeq names its product SEC24 homolog D, COPII coat complex component (gene SEC24D). Lineage: Eukaryota; Metazoa; Chordata; Lepidosauria; Squamata; Candoiidae. Gene Ontology annotation, molecular function: SNARE binding; zinc ion binding. The transcript is spliced from 23 exons. Bases 151 to 3246 code for a protein of 1031 amino acids. The record is from RefSeq and is a predicted model, not a curated record. Gene Ontology annotation, cellular component: endoplasmic reticulum exit site; COPII vesicle coat. Gene Ontology annotation, biological process: COPII-coated vesicle cargo loading; endoplasmic reticulum to Golgi vesicle-mediated transport; intracellular protein transport.
AGUUCACUGAGCGCUCCCGGGUGGGGAGAGCCAGAAGGCAGCCGGCUUGUCGCGCCGCUCUCUGACAAGCGUCUGCAGGACCGGCUUGGAGCAGCGCGAGGUGGCGAACCGGAGGCUGGGGACGGCCAGGAAAAAAAUAAUACUGCUGAAAUGAAUCACCAAGGAUAUGUUGCAGCACCUCCAUAUUCCCAGUCCCAGCCAGGAAUGGGAGGGUUUUCUGCUGGCUAUGGACAAACAGUUUCUUCACCUCUGCAUGGACACUAUAAUGAUGCAAAUCCAGCACCUUCUGCGUCUCAGUCAGGUACAGGUAUAUUGAAAGCAAAUACGCCUUUUGGAGUUCCUCCUGUCAUUGGAUCUCCACCUCAUAGCCUCCACCCAGCUAAGCAGAUUAAUUUCCAGAAUGGACCCAGCACUGCAGCAGCACAGCAGCCACACAGAUUUCCAGCUUCUCCACCUUCUUAUCCUUCCUACCAUCAGUCUUUACAAUCCUAUCCAAAUAGCCCCCCUCUGUCUACAGUACAGCUGACAAAUCAGCUUGGCAACAUGCAAAUAAGUAGUUAUGGUCCUAGUAAUGCUCAGAACCCACCUUCUUCUGGGCCUUUAGGCCUUCCAUCAUCUUUGCAAGGACCACCACCUCAGCCACAUCAAAUGGCUUUGCCAGCACGUCCUCCUAUUUCUCCACCAAAUAACUUGAAUAGUCAUUGCACUCCACCUUUGCCUCCUUCAAUGGCCAGGCAGGAGGGAAUCCCUGGUUCAAAUCCAUUGAACACCAACUUGCCACAGCAACUUGCAAGUGAACCCCCAGGUCCUGGGUUUUCUUCUCAGUAUGGAAAUUAUGGUCCUCCAAUGGCAGGGACACAACUGUCUUAUCCAAGUGGCCUUCCCUCAGGUCCAGCACAAUUAGCUGGACCACAGCAGAGGAAACUUGAUCCAGAUUCCAUUCCAAGCCCAAUUCAAGUAAUUGAAAAUGAUAAAGUUUCCAGAGAAGGUCAGACCUAUGCUACCAAUAUCAGAGGUCAAGUCCCUCCUCUUGUUACAACAGAUUGUGUGAUCCAAGAUCAAGGUAACACCAGUCCUCGUUACAUUCGAUGUACCUCUUACUGCUUUCCUUCAUCUUCAGACCUAGCAAAACAGGCUCAGAUUCCAUUAGCUGCUAUCAUCAAGCCUUUUGCCAAUAUUCCAGCAAAUGAGACACCACUUUAUCUGGUAAACCAUGGGGAAAAUGGACCAAUUCGAUGCAAUCGGUGCAAAGCUUACAUGUGCCCCUUCAUGCAGUUCAUUGAGGGAGGAAGAAAAUAUCAGUGUGGGUUUUGUAACUGUGUGAAUGAUGUUCCUCCAUUCUAUUUUCAACAUCUGGAUCACAUUGGUAGAAGAAUAGACCACUACGAAAGACCAGAGCUCUCACUUGGAUCUUAUGAGUAUGUUGCUACUUUAGAUUAUUGCAAGAACAACAAGCCGCCCCAGCCACCAGCCUAUAUUUUUAUGAUUGAUGUGUCAUACAAUAACAUAAAAAGUGGUCUUGUUAAGCUCAUUUGUGAAGAACUAAAAACCAUGCUGAACAGACUUCCAAAGGAGGAGCAAGGCGUUUCAACAAUUCGAGUUGGAUUUGUCACUUACAAUAAAGUCCUCUUUUUCUUCAAUGUAAAAAGCACUCUCGCGCAACCUCAGAUGAUGGUAGUUACUGAUGUCAGUGAAGUAUUUGUACCUUUGUUGGAUGGCUUCCUUGUCAACUUCCAAGAGUCACAAUCUGUUAUAAAUAACUUGCUGGACCAGAUUCCUGAGAUGUUUGAAGAUACAAAUGAGAGCGAGACAGUCUUUGCUCCAGUGAUCCAGGCAGGCAUGGAAGCACUCAAGGCAGCAGAGUGUGCUGGAAAAUUGUUUAUCUUUCACUCUUCAUUGCCUACUGGAGAGGCACCAGGGAAGCUGAAGAGUAGAGAUGACAGAAAAUUGGUCAAUACAGAAAAAGAGAAGAUGCUGUUUCAGCCCCAGACAAAUAUUUAUGAGGCCUUAGCCAAAGACUGUGUUGCUAACGGCUGCUGUGUAGAUCUGUUCCUUUUCCCAAGCCAGUAUGCAGAUGUAGCUUCCAUGGGCCUUGUGACUUUGCAUACUGGAGGCACACUGUACAAGUACAACAAUUUUCAGAUACAUUCUGACAGUCAUCAGUUUCUGAAUGAUUUGGGGAAGGAUAUAGAAAAAAAAGUGGGCUUUGAUGCUAUUAUGAGAGUUCGAACUAGCACAGGUUUUAGAGCAACAGACUUCCUGGGAGCUAUUUACAUGAACAAUACCACAGAUGUUGAGCUGGCAGCAAUAGACUGUGACAAAGCUGUGACUGUGGAGUUCAAGCAUGACGAUAAAUUGAAUGAAGAUGGUGGGGCUUUAAUCCAGUGUGCAGUCCUUUACACAUCCACGACUGGUCAAAGACGACUGCGCAUACAUAACAUUGGACUCAACUGUAGUUCCCAGUUAGCUGAUGUCUAUAAGAGCUGUGAGACUGACGCACUAGUAAAUUUCUUUGCAAAAUCAGCUUAUAAAGCCAUUCUCAGCCAGCCUUUGAAGACUGUCCGUGAGAUCCUGGUGAAUCAAACAGCUCGCAUGUUGGCGUGUUACAGAAAGAACUGUGCUACCCCAUCUGUAGUGAGCCAGCUUAUCCUUCCUGAUGCGAUGAAAGUGCUUCCUGUCUACAUGAAUUGCCUUCUGAAAAGCUGUGUGCUGUUGGGCAGGUCAGAGAUUCCCACAGAUGAAAGAACUUUUCACAGACAGCUGGUCAUGUCAAUGGAUGUUGCUGGCACCCAACUGUUAUUCUACCCUCAGCUUCUGCCAAUUCACUCUAUGGAUGUAAAUAAAGAUGUAAUUCCUCCUGCUGUUCGCUGCUCGGAAGAACGUCUGUCUGAAGGAGGAGUAUUCCUACUGGCAAAUUCUCUGCACAUGUUUCUGUGGCUCGGAGUCAGUGCCCCACCAGAUCUUGUCCAAGGGGUAUUUAAUGUGCCUUCCUUUGCGCAUGUCAGCACUGAGGCUACACGUCUUCCAGAACUGGAUAAUCCCUACUCUUCAAAACUGAGGUCCAUAAUAGAUAAACUCCAAAGCAGAACACCUUAUUCCAUGAAGAUCCUGAUUGUGAAACAAAGAGAGCAGACAGAGAUGGUUUUCAAACAGUUCUUGGUUGAAGACAAGAACAUCUACGGAGGAGCUUCUUAUGUGGACUUCUUAUGUUGUCUUCAUAAAGAAAUAUGUCAGCUUCUCAACUAAUGGAUAUUUUGAUGUUGGUUCUUUCUGCAUUUGUUCAGAACCUAUUCAAGAAUGGCCAACCACCGCAAGGUGCUUUAUACUGCUACCCUAUUGUACAGUUUCUAAUUUUGUAGAUUAGUGUCCUGUUUCAUAAUGUAGCCACCUACAUUUAUGUAGACUAGGCAAGUACGUGCUCAGGUAUAACUCCUAUGGGAGAGCCUUUAUCCUUCUUUAAAAGGAAGCAAGUUUCUAAUGGCAAGGUUUGGAAUCCUGGAAUCUGUACAAAACGUGGUUAUUUCAUAAAUUUCAAUAAAUUGCAAAGCAUUAAGUCCUGUUAUGUAUGAUUUGCAUUACUCUUGUAAUUUUUUGGUUCUUGUUACUGUACCCUUUGACCUAUUACUUUUUUUCUGCCAGCUCACAUUUAAUUUAUGGUGUUCCUUGUGCUUUUUAUUAUUUUGCAUGCUAUGGUGCUUUGUGACAUGGCUUUCAAAAUAGUGGACUGUCAGCCCCAGCAAAACAGCCAAAGAUUGGGGCCCCUGGAAAUUGUGGCUCUCCAGGUAUAACUGGCCUAUAUGUGCCUCCCACUCACUUGAUUUUGUAAAUAAUUUUAAAACUAAUUAUUUUUUGGAGUGAUAUGGGAAAGAAGGAAGCCAUUUUGCGGGGGGGUUGAUUUAGUUCUUUUUACAUGCAAUUUUUAUUUUUGACAGAGAAUCUUUUUGUGUUGACCGUGCCCAGAUGCAGCCUCAACAUAUUCCACAAGGCCUUUCAUCCAAAUCUUUGUUUAACAUACUCCACACUCCCAUUACUGUACAUGAGCCAAAACAAUUGAGUUGUAACACUUUUUCUGUGAGACAAUAUUAAGGGACUUGGGAUUCUUUUUGUUUAGGACAUAGCAAAAUUUAAUGCCUUGCAAAAAACUAAGUAGCAAUUGCUAUAACUAGAAUUAUUAGAAUAUUACAUGACCUAAAGAAUGACUGUUGGGAUAAAUGAACCUUUAAAAAUUUAAACUUGUACAACAUACUAACUUCCAAGACCUGGAAAAUGUACUACCACUUGAAAGAUACUAUUGUUACUUUAUUCCUAAAAUAAAGUUAUUUGACUAAGGCAGCAAGUUU